This is a messenger RNA of Naegleria fowleri, 1728 nucleotides long. RefSeq lists its product as uncharacterized. Gene Ontology annotation, biological process: protein N-linked glycosylation; cell wall mannoprotein biosynthetic process. The coding region runs from base 1 to 1728 and encodes 575 amino acids. Gene Ontology annotation, molecular function: alpha-1,2-mannosyltransferase activity. The record is from RefSeq and is a predicted model, not a curated record. Gene Ontology annotation, cellular component: membrane; Golgi apparatus. Lineage: Eukaryota; Heterolobosea; Eutetramitea; Acrasida; Naegleriidae. The transcript has a single exon.
AUGCAAUUAAUGUUUCCGAAACGAUUAGGUCUACGACCAUUUGAUUUUGGUUUCUAUCCUCGUGAUGAUGAUGACCGCAACGAUGCAAGAAGAAGAACAACCAGAUGGACUUUACCAAUUCUCUUAUUAUCCAUCAAUGUUGUUGUUAUUCUUGUAUUUGCAUUCUAUUGGCAAUUCCGUUUUUCAUUGCUUCAUCAUCCUAAUAGUAUAAUACGAAAGGAAAGUUCGAGAAAUUCCAUCGAUGAUGAUACAAAAUUAAAUACAAGUAGUACUAUGAUGAAUCAGCAUGAAUGUGUGACUGAAAACACUUCACAUGAAUGUGUGACUGAAAACACUUCACAUGAAAUACAAUCUCUCACACGUGUACUAAAUGCAUGGAAAUUUCCAAAUGGACCCCUUUAUCGCAACCAACAUGGGACGGAAGAACAAAUCUCUCCAAUCAUGAUGCAACUUUCGAGGAAACAAGAUGUGGAAUCAUUUAAACAACCAUCAUCCACUUCACAUCUCUCGAAUCAAGAUAACUCUGCUCAAAUAUCAUACAAAUAUGAAACAAAUCCACAAAAUGGUCCAUUACCGAUCAACAUGUAUGAAGAAUUUCGCCUUCAAUUAGAACGAAAGAAUGGUUGGAAUAGCAUGACAUCUGGCAGAUGGAAACUGACACCCAAACAAUACGAAGAAAACAAAAAGUGGAGCCCUCGUAUUCGAGAAUUUAUUGCCGAUUACAGAGCUCAUUGGGGUCUCAACACUUUAACUGAAUUCACAGAUCACGUGUAUUAUGAACCAAAUUGGAACAUUGUUGCCAAAUGUCCAAGCAAUAACAAAGACUAUGAAACAUAUUUACCCAAAAAUCCAUUGACUGGAAAACAGAAACAAUUAGGAGUAUAUAUUGUCAUGACAGAUUUUUCAAAAAACAAAGUACAUCGAGAAGGUGAAUUUGACCGUGGUAUUAGAAUUGAUUUAUAUGGAGCCAUCAUUAAUUGGAAAGAAAAUGUUUUCAAACACUUUCCUCAUCCUUUCAUCAUUUUUCAUUAUGGAAAAUUAUUGGAACCAGUGAAACAAUUUGUAGAAAAAGAGUUGACCACAUUGAACAUGCAAGUGACUUUUGUUGAAAUUUCCACACAUACAUUUUUGAAAAGAAAAGCAGAUGGGAAACAAUGGAAAAAUUCAGAUGUUAAUUACCGUCACUUUUGGGGAAUGAACAAAUUCUAUAUUCAUGAUCUUUUUGCUCAUCCAUCGCUGAAAGAUUUUGAAUAUUAUAUGAGGUUUGAUGAUGAUUUUCGAUUGAUGGAACCUCUCAAAUAUGACAUUUUCAAAUUCAUGGAAGAAAAUAAUUUACAAGUGGGUUACUCAUGUUUGGGAAUGCCAGAUCAUGCAAGUGGUUUUUGGUCCGGUCAUUUACAUGAAAGAAUUUGGUCCUAUUUUUUACGACAGGGAAUUCUACCAUUAGAGGAAAUGAGAACUGCCGGCAAGUGGGGCCAAGCAGACACAAUACAUGCAGGACCUUUUGAAGUGGCAAGAAUAUCUGUCUAUGAUAAUCCAAAUUAUUAUCAUUUCAUUGAGAGUGUGGAUAUUUGGGAAGGUACAGGAGUUUAUCGAUGGAGUGAACAAAAUUUUAAAUCGCAAUGGAUCAAAAUGUAUGUUCCAAGAUUGGCCACGCAUUGGUUCUGUGACCUUAGUACUUAUCAUAAGGUUUUUUUUGUUCCACGGUGUAAUUUGACAUGCAUUUAG